Molecule: messenger RNA, 780 nt
Organism: Punica granatum (pomegranate)
Lineage: Eukaryota; Viridiplantae; Streptophyta; Magnoliopsida; Myrtales; Lythraceae
Source: RefSeq, a predicted model, not a curated record
UUUAUAUAUCCUCCGAUUUGGUCCUUUCCAAAUCCCCCAAUUUCCCUCACACUCGCUCUCCUCAAUCGUCUUCAUAAAAAAUGGGCAAUGCCACUUCCUGUGCUCCAUCAAUACUCUCAUUAUCGAGCGCGGCUGCCAAGGUCCUCCUCCCCAACGGCCGGCUCCAGCUCCACGUGAGGCCCGUCAAUGUGGGCGAACUGAUGGUCGAGAACUCAGGCUACUUUGUGUGCGAGUCGGGCUCCCUCAAGGUGGGCCACAGGGUGGCGGGCCUCUCCGCAGAUGAGGCCCUCGAGCCCCGCCACUUCUACUUCAUCCUCCCCAUGGACCUCCUCUACUCCGUGCUCACCCACGACGAGAUGAGCGCCCUCAGUUACCGAGCCUCCAAGGCCAUCCGACACGGGGGCUUCAACAGCCUAGGAAAGAUCUUCCCCAUAUGUAUUUUCCCUUCGAAUGACAGCAACAAGAGGUUGGAAUUCGGCGAUGCUUUGUCAGAGAGGGAAGGUUCGGACCCGACCGAGAGGGCGUACUCCAAGCAAAGGUCUUGGAAGCCUGCUCUGGAGACCAUCGUUGAAAGUUAGGAAUUCGAUGAUCGGAUAUAUAAAUUGUUCAUAGAUUUUGGCCAUACUCUCUCUUUUCCAUUCCUCCUCUCAAUUGAGUAUUUUGCAGUCACUAGGAUGAGUUCCUCAAGCCGAUCCGACAUCGAUGUGAUGUCGACAUCUUCUGCUGUUGGAUUCGAUACUUUACUACAGUUAAUCACCAAUACUGAUUGAUUUUAUAGAA